AUGGGUAUAUUUAAAUCCGAAUUACCUGAUCUAAUUAUUCCAAAUGUUAACCUUUAUCAUCAUGUAAUCAGCAAUCCUAACUCAAUUCCUGACACUAAACCAAUCUACAUUGAUGGAUUAACCAAUAAAAAAGUUCUGGCAAUUGUUUCUCCAAAUCACAUACAUUAUCCCAUUGCAUUAUUAGGAACAAUUGCAUUUGGUGGAACUGUUACAACAGCCAAUCCUGAUUAUACAGUUGAUGAAUUAACAUAUCAAUUAACCGAUUCCAAAGCAUCAAAUCAUUCUGCAAACAAUGUAAAAAUACCAACUUCCAAGAUCUUUGUAUUUGAUGAAAAUGAAGAUCUCGAUCAUGGCAUUAGAACAUUCAUCAGUCUAUUCAAGGAUGAUGAUGAUGAUUCAGCAAUUAUUCAUUAUACAACUGAUGAGGAAGUCAAAUCAACUGUUGCUUAUUUGUGUUAUAGCUCUGGCACAACUGGCAGACAAAAAGGUGUUGAGACCACACAUUAUAAUAUGGUUGCUAACAUUGAACAAGUUUAUCAUUUUGAGAAAUUUACUCCUGAUCUUGCAUUCUUGGGAGUAUUGCCAUUAUACCAUAUGUUUGCAUUGCAUUUUAUUAUUCAUCAAGCACUUUAUAGUGGAGCAUCAGCAAUAAUUUUAUCAAAAUUUGAUAUAGAUUCAUUUUGUCAUGCAAUACAAGAUCAUAAAAUAAAUAUUAUAUAUGUAGUUCCACCAAUUGUGCUUAAACUGGUUAAAGAUCCAGCUGUUGACAAUUAUGAUUUAACAAGUUUGAAAUUUUUAUUCUGUGCUGCUGCUCCAUUAAGUGAAGAGUUGAGUAAUAUGUUCAUCAACAAAUUUGGUACACCUCUUAAGCAAGGUUAUGGACUUACUGAAACUACACCAAUCAUUACAAUGGAUAGGACUGAUGAUAUCACAAUUGGAUCAUCUGGAAUUCUUAUAGCAAAUAUAGAAGCAAAAAUUAUUGAUGAAAGUGGAAAAGAACUUGGGAUUAAUGAACAAGGUGAACUAUGUGUUCGUGGUCCAAACAUUAUGAAGGGUUAUCUUAAUAAUAAACAGGCCACUAAAGAAUGUAUUGGUAAAGAUGGAUUUUUCCGUACUGGAGAUGUUGCUUUUAUUAAUGAAAAUGGGAAAAUUUUUUUGGUUGAUCAUAUAAAAGAACUUAUCAAAUAUAAGGGCUCUCAAGUUGCACCUGCAGAACUUGAAUCAGUCCUACUUACAAAUCCCAUCAUUUCCGAUGCAGCUGUAGUUGGUAUAUAUUCAGAACAAGAUGCAACGGAAUUACCAGUUGCCUACAUUCAGGAAGAAACUAAAUGUUCAAUACCCAAAUUGUCACAUGUUAGUUCUGGUAGAAUAGCUAACAUAGCUGAAGCACUCCAUACGAAUGUAACUUCUACCAUUGAAGCGGGAACGAGAUGCCAUAGUUAUAUAACUGAUUGUAAUGGUCAUGUUUUAGUGGACGAUGGAAUGAAAGAUUGCUCCACUGACUAUGGAUUUUGUAGAGUAUCGAGUCAUGAUUUACCAGACGGCACGACAUAUUGUACUCACAUGAUAGUUCAGGGUCACAUCGGGGGUAAUAAUCGAUACAUCGAAGCCAGUGACACUGCAUGUUUUCAUCUUCAUGGCAAUGUUUUUCAUUGGACUUUUGAUCAAAUAGAUUGUCAUCAUUAUUGUUAUCCUGACCCUAAAUUAAAGCAGGAAGAAACUAAAUGUUCAAUACCCAAAUUGUCACAUGUUAGUUCUGGUAGAAAGACAAAUGCGUGUGAUCAGUACACCGCAUUGCAAACUUAUGGAAAAAUUGAUUUUGAUUGUUCAAAAGAAUUGGAUAAUAUUUUUAAUUAUUUUAAUGACAGUAAUACUACACCAUUAAAUUUAACUGACGAAGAUAUUUCUACUGGAAAAUUAUCAUUGCGUGCUAUGAAAACUUAUUAUUUUGGCCUUCCGAAAAAUUAUUUUUAUUGUACCAAAAAUGAGGCUGGAGGAUAUUGUAAAGUAGAUGAAUAUUAUAAAUACCAAAACAACACCAAUACACAUACAUACAAUCAUCAUCGCUACGGUAAUAAUAACAAUAAUCUAACAGAAUUAUGUGACUAUUGUACAAACACAACUAUUCAAAAUAUCGAACAAUACUACAUUACCAAUCCACCAACAACCAGUCAUCUUAAACAAAUUGUUGGUGACGAUUUCGAAAAUGGUCCUGAGAUUCCAAGUGAUCGCUGCCCUCAAAACACAUCUAAUAUUACUAGUUCUAGUAGUUCUAGUUAUACUAGUGAUGCUGGUAUCAAACUCAAAAAUUUUAAAGAGAUUUAUUUGAAUUUUGGUAUUUUGAUGAUUUUGGUUUUUACAGGAAUUAAUUUUUUGAAUUAA
Molecule: messenger RNA, 2382 nt
Organism: Entrophospora sp. SA101
Lineage: Eukaryota; Fungi; Glomeromycota; Glomeromycetes; Entrophosporales; Entrophosporaceae
Source: the annotation of a GenBank genome assembly